This is a messenger RNA of Schistocerca gregaria, 703 nucleotides long. RefSeq names its product 60S ribosomal protein L9-like. Gene Ontology annotation, biological process: cytoplasmic translation. The coding region runs from base 61 to 654 and encodes 197 amino acids. Lineage: Eukaryota; Metazoa; Arthropoda; Insecta; Orthoptera; Acrididae. Gene Ontology annotation, cellular component: ribosome; cytosolic large ribosomal subunit. The record is from RefSeq and is a predicted model, not a curated record. The transcript has 3 exons. Gene Ontology annotation, molecular function: structural constituent of ribosome; rRNA binding.
CAUCGUCAGUCUAUUCGCAGCGCACCGCCUGGUAGUUGCACCUAGGGGUAUACGUAGAUCAUGAAGUUCAUUCAAUCGAGUCGUAUCGUGGAGAUACCGGAUAAUGUCACGGCGACUGUCAGCAAACGGGUCGUAACGAUCAAGGGACCGCGCGGAACACUUACUCGAAGCUUUCGACACAUUCAAGUGGAUAUCUAUGAGAUUAAUAAGCGCCGCUUGAAGGUCGAAAUUUGGUGGGGGAAUAAAAAACAUCUUUCAUGCAUUCGUACUAUCUGCACACACAUAAAAAAUAUGAUUAUUGGCGUUACUAAAGGCUUUGUAUACAAAAUGCGCUCCGUUUUCGCUCACUUCCCUAUCAUCGUUACAAUCCUCAAUGAGAACAAGGAAACUGGUCACGGGAACGCAGUCGAAAUCCGUAACUUCCUUGGUCAGCGCGAAAUUCCAAAGGUCAAGAUGCUCCCCGGUGUCACGGUUUGCCUCUCCAAGGACGUCAAAAACGAAAUCGCCCUUCACGGAAACGACAUUGAAAAGGUCUCUCAGAGUGCUGCCAACAUCCAUGGUGCUGUCAGGGUCAAGAACAAAGAUAUUCGUAAAUUCCUCGACGGUAUCUAUGUCAGUCAACGUAUCCUCGGAGAUACCGUUAAAGAUGUCUAAAUUGAUAAAAGAAGCCUUUGAAAAGAGCUGUUUGCUCUGCCCUCGUAAA